Messenger RNA from Oncorhynchus nerka (sockeye salmon), 3256 nucleotides. RefSeq lists its product as uncharacterized. The record is from RefSeq and is a predicted model, not a curated record. The coding region runs from base 1921 to 2952 and encodes 343 amino acids. NCBI's taxonomy places the organism in Eukaryota, Metazoa, Chordata, Actinopteri, Salmoniformes, Salmonidae. The transcript is spliced from 13 exons.
AUAAUAUACAGAUAAGCUAUUCAUAGAAAUCACAAACUGUUGAACAUUAAAAGGCUAUGAUGCAGGAUGGGUAACGUUAUUACACCAUAUGGGUGAAUGUGGAAAAACUAUGAAAGCAACCUGAAAUGAUUUUCAUUGUGCUGUGAGGGGUGACACCAUGUGGUUAUUAUCUGCUACUACAAGUGACCACAAUAUGAUCCAGUGGUCACUUACCAUAUGUUUGCAAUCAAAGACACAAGAUUUUGUAUCUUCAUUUUCAGUUUUUUUUUAUUUGGUCUGGAGAAGCACACACAACUUUGAAAACAGCUCUCCAAAGGCUCUUUCAACAGAAACAUCUGUCUGCCAUGAUCCAUGGUCAUAGGAUGAAGUGACUUCUGCAGUGGACUGAACACAUGCUAACCUACCUGUAAACUCAUUGCAUUCCCAAAUCGAUAUUUCUCUCCCUUAUGAAAAUUGAGUUUGGAGUUCCAGCUGGCAGGCAGGAUGUAGAUGUGAUUAUCAGUAGCAACAAGGCCAUGUAGAGGUUGGGUAUAACCCUGUUACAUCCUCCCUGCCUUCUAGCCUGGCCUCCCAUCCCUGCCUGCCUCCCCUCUCUGCCCUGGGCCCCCUUCUGCUUUAUUGGACCACAAUCAAUAUGGAGACCUGGUGAUGAAGUACAUCAUUAGUCUGGGGCCUGGGCUACGGUCUACAUCUCACCAUCCUACUGCUAUGCCAAAGAGCACUUCUCCUGCUUUAACUUGACACUACUUAUACUCUCUGUUAAUAAGGAGGAUGUGGUUGAGAUCUCAUUAUGUUGUACAAUCAUUCAAAAAACAGUUGGGUGUACAAGAGGAGGAAAUGCACAAUUAUGAGUUAUAGAUAUCUAUGGCCUGUGGUAUCUAUGAUAGAGAGUGAUACAUUUUAAAGAGGAUUUUUGGGGAGCAUUUCAAUCCCACAUUUGGGCAGAUGAGGAAUCUCUGGAUGUUGUUUCUGUGGCUGUAUGUUGUAGUCAGUAAACUGUAAUCAGGUUGUCACUGAAUCGUAACUGGAUGUUAGCCAGGAAGCACAGUCACAUAAUGUAGUAUUCCAUCCCUUCUGAUAACAUUCCCCCUGAUGAUUGAUUGAAUUAAAGCUCACUCAGGGCUCAUUUCAGUGAACUAGUUAUCUGAGGGGGAGAUCUGUAACAGACACAGUACUAAUGACAAUGACUAGGUUGUGUGUGGGGCUGAGGGGAUGAGUGCAUUUAUAGAACAGCGAUGGUUCCAUGACCACACUUGUGUGAUGAGCAUCCUUGUCUGAGACCUGAAGAGUUGCAUUGCAUGCAGGUAUACAUGCAUCCGUUCUGUCCCUGUCGGUCACACGUAAGAAUUGUCCCAGUGUUUUUUAGUCAGUAUGAUAUCAUUUAGCAUAUUUUCAUUUGAGAGGAAAGCAAGUUGAGAUCAUUGAAUCCGUGCACCUGUUGUUCUUUUGAGUUACACACGGUCAAUGUUAAAUAAUACAUAUCAUCCUCCAGGUCUGUGGUGCAAACAUAUCCUGUAGCUGCGACAGUCCUACAAAUACAGGAAAUGACGUCAUUCGUAUUCACUUUUCUUAGUUGACAUGUCUCAACUAAAAUAAUCCCUGUCUAGUUUCAGGUCCAUACCACAAAUACACAAGGUAGAAAGAACAAGUUUUUCAACAAGAUUUGAACACAAUGAUCAUGUUCAUCCUCAUCCUGUGUGCCUUGUCAAGAGAGGCCAUGGUCCAAACCACAGGCAGGUCAAAGUCCAUUAAUUAUUGAAGAUGAUUGAAUUCUCUUUUAGAUAAUUACAAUAUGAUACUCCACACAUAAACGGUUUACAUGUUGCAGAUAUUUUAUGAGCCAAAUACUUUUUAUUUUCUGAAAUAUUAGCCAAGAAGAUUUUUCCAGCAAAGAUCUAUUGGACUUCUACAGGAACGAUAAUGGAGGGAAGUGACCUUGUGGUAAAAUGUAGUACACAUGGGCGCAAGGAAGACAAAGUGGCAUAUGUUUACUUGUGCAUUAACGGAGUUGCAGUGGAUCAGAAGAGAACUAUACAAGAAGACACCCUUUUCACCAUGAAAAGUGUUACUGGCCAACAGAGUGGCAAUUACAGCUGUGUGUUCUCUAAAACCCAGUAUCCACUCUCUGAAGUGCAGGGAAAAGGAGAUAAUUCCCUUUCCAUCCAGGUGAUGGACCGUAUACUCCCUGCAGACAUAUCACUUGCAGGCUCAAGAACUGUGAGAAAGGGAGAUGGUGUGGAGUUUAAGUGUACAAUCUCAGACCCAAGUUUUCAAACAAAAAAUACCAGUGACUUAGUUCACGCUUACCUCUGCAAGUAUGGCUCUGUUGUUCAGAUCCAGGUGUUUGACGUAGAGAGCACGGAGGUAACUUUUACGAUUAAAAGUUUUAAUAAGAACGACGCAGGUAACUACAGUUGUGUGAUUGAUCUGCAAUCAAAAACCCUCAAAGAUAAAGACAGAACAUUAUAUGGAAAUAAUGUAGUAUUUCUACAGGUUAAUGUGUCCUGGAGUCACUUAAUCCCACUCGUGUUCUGCGUCUGUUUUCUUCUGAUCUCAUCACUGAUAGUGGGCAUAUGGUGGCUGUUCAUUAAACAAGGAGCUUUACAAUGUUAUUGUGGAAGAACACCACAACAGGAGGAGAAUGAUGUGCCAAUGACAGGGGAGGGUGACGACGGAACGUCAAGCGUGGAGGAAGAAUCCAGUGAUGAAUUUGCCUGUGACAGUGAGGCCAGUGGGGAGGAGUACCAGGAUCUGGGUAAGAAAUGUUUAGGUGUUGAGAUUGAGACAUACCAUGAGCUGGAGGAUACCACCUACCAAGAAAUUCUGGUUGAAACACGGAAAAUUAAACACGUUAUGGUGCGUGUUCAAGAUGCAGCAAAUCAAGGCCCAGAUGCAGAAGAUAUGUAUGCCAAGUCAUGCAAGAAGACUGGACGUCAUCAAUACAUGCCUUAAUCAUUAUUAGAUCUGCAUUAUUUCAAAGCAGUACUGCAUGUGUACUUCAUGGUUACAGUAUCUAUGAUGAUGUAUUUGAUGUAUUGUGUAUUCAAUGUGUGUCUUCCGUUGGACUACUCCCUGCAUGUUCAAGUUGACGAUGAUGCCAAAUUGUCUGGUGACCUGACAUUUGCGAUGCAUUCUAUUAAAUCUUCCGUGGAAGAUAUUUAAAAAACGGAGUCAUUUUAAAGUACCACAUUAAGUAUUAUUGCUGGAUAUACUGUUGUAUUCUCCCUCUUAUAAAAUAUGUUUUAAUGUUCUCGAA